Messenger RNA from Ochotona princeps (American pika), 955 nucleotides. It is a transcript of the gene TMEM138, whose product is annotated as transmembrane protein 138. Lineage: Eukaryota; Metazoa; Chordata; Mammalia; Lagomorpha; Ochotonidae. The transcript has 5 exons. Gene Ontology annotation, cellular component: cilium. Bases 360 to 848 code for a protein of 162 amino acids. The record is from RefSeq and is a predicted model, not a curated record.
GGUCCUUAGCCAGGCUGCGCGCGGCAGGGGCGAGAAGCCUUGGCCAGCUUCGGCGAUGCAGGGAGGGCCGGGAGCAAGGCGGACCCAGCAGCAGUGAAGGCCCGGCCAGGGCGGCCGCACUGGCCACCGACUCCCCGCGUCCUCCGUCUGCUUCCGGAUUUUAAAGCCGGUUUCCGGGAGCCGGGAUGGCGUCCCCAUGACAACCGACGUUGGCCCUUUGAGACCAUCACCACAGAAUAAAGGGAACAACUGAUUUAAAAGAACAAAACACCUCUGCCUCUGGGCUGGGUCGAGGACCAGGAGCAGUUUCCCAGGGAGCUGUGGAAUGUGCCCUGGGGACCCAAGAAAGCAGAAGGAAGAUGCUACAGACCAGCAACUACAGCCUGGUGCUCUCCCUGCAGUUCCUGCUGCUGUCCUAUGACCUCUUUGUCAAUUCCUUCUCCGAGUUGCUCCGCACGGCCCCUGUCAUCCAGCUGGUGCUCUUCAUCAUCCAAGAUAUUGCCGUCCUCUUCAACAUCAUCAUCAUUUUCCUCAUGUUCUUCAACACCUUCGUCUUCCAGGCGGGCCUGGUCAACCUCCUGUUCCGUAAAUUCAAAGGGACCAUCAUCCUGACAGCUGUGUACUUUGCCCUCAGCAUCUCCUUUCAUGUCUGGGUCAUGAACCUACGCUGGAAAAGCUCCAACAGCUUUGUCUGGACAGAUGGACUCCAAACGUUAUUUGUAUUCCAGAGACUAGCGGCCGUGCUGUACUACUACUUCUACAAGCGCACCGCCAUGAGACUGGGCGAUCCUCGCUUCUACCAGGAUUCUCUGUGGUUGCGCAAGGAGUUCAUGCAAGUCCGAAGGUGACCUCCUCCUGUUGCUUUGAUGGAUUCCCUUCCCUCCUGAAGAAGGGUUGGCCCAGGAAACAGCUCAGGCCAAAAGACUUCUUGCUAAUUAAAGUAUUCCCCAACAGA